UUAGAGCGGCAGCUACCAUAGUAAUUAAUUCAUCAAUGGCCAUAUCACAUAUGUAUCUAGUAUGGUUAAUUAAAAAGUUUUCUAGUAGAGGUGAGAGUUCAGAUUGGUUAAACUAUUGUGGAUAAUGAGGAAAUGUUGAGACAAAUUCCUGAAAACAGUAUUCAAUAUGUCGAUGCUCCUAUGACUAUUUAUAUGUAUAUUUUAAAUUAAUUCAUAGAGGGCAGUGAAGACCAGUAGGAGUAGUACUGCUGUAUUCAAUAUUAUCUUCUUCUUCGUCUUAAGAUCUUAGAUCUGCAGAAUGGGGUCUGGUCAUGAUCACCAUCUUCCUCAGGAGAGUCUGAAAAUCAAGGAGGAGGGUAGGUUCUUUUCAAGGCUUUUGUCCAAGGAAAGCUCCAUGGCGAACUCAUCUUACCGGGUUUUGUACUAUGCGGGAGCCUCUGGUGCAGUUCCGUUCAUGUGGGAGAUUCAGCCUGGUACACCAAAGCACACAUUGUCUGAUACUUCUCUUAUUCCUCCUCUCACACCUCCUCCUUCCCAUCAUUCAAAUUCUAAUAAGGCUGAUCAGAAGUCCAGGCAAAGGCUUUCAAAACUCGGCUUUUUGUUCGCCUUCUUCCCAAGACUUUCUUUGAGGAAGGCGCUUGCCUCGCCAUCAUCAUCGUCAUCUUCAUCAUCUUCAUGGUCCUCCAUGGCAUCAUCAAACCCUUCGCGGUCUACUAAUUCAGUACUGAAGUCAAAUUUUCAUGGAGGCUGCUGUUUCUUGGGUCGUCCCAAGUCCGGCCUCCAUUUUGGUGUGGAUGAUGAUGAUGAUCAUGUUUUCCAUUCGCCUACUUCGACUUUGCAAUUUGGUGUCAGAAGUGGAGCUGCUUCCAGAUUCAGUGGCAAAAUCAAACCAAGGUACUGCUUAGAGAAUUAAACCUAUGUCAUGUUGAUUAAUAUUUGGUUAGUUAUCAGUUUAGCAUCAAUUUCAGUUUGUUAAUCACCUGGUGCAAAUUAAAAUGUACUGUAUGUUCAAAUAUCUAGUUGAUUAAUAAUAUAGAUCAUUUUUAUUAUCAA
Messenger RNA from Vitis riparia (riverbank grape), 1053 nucleotides. RefSeq lists its product as uncharacterized. The record is from RefSeq and is a predicted model, not a curated record. The transcript has a single exon. Lineage: Eukaryota; Viridiplantae; Streptophyta; Magnoliopsida; Vitales; Vitaceae. Bases 299 to 913 code for a protein of 204 amino acids.